Lethenteron reissneri (Far Eastern brook lamprey) is the source of this 909-nucleotide messenger RNA. RefSeq names its product gamma-tubulin complex component 3 homolog. Gene Ontology annotation, cellular component: microtubule organizing center; spindle pole; gamma-tubulin complex. Gene Ontology annotation, biological process: cytoplasmic microtubule organization; meiotic cell cycle; spindle assembly. The record is from RefSeq and is a predicted model, not a curated record. Gene Ontology annotation, molecular function: microtubule minus-end binding; gamma-tubulin binding. NCBI's taxonomy places the organism in Eukaryota, Metazoa, Chordata, Hyperoartia, Petromyzontiformes, Petromyzontidae.
AGGUGUCUCCGGGAGACACGGGCUGGGACGUGUUCAGCCUCGAUUAUCACGUGGACGGCCCCAUCGCCACGGUGUUCACGCAGGAGUGCAUGAUGCAGUACCUGCGCGUGUUUAACUUCCUGUGGAGAGCCAAGCGCAUGGAGUAACUCGCUCACCGACAUCUGGAAGGCGCAGAUGUGUCACAGCAAGCUUCUGCGCAGCAUGCCUGAGCUGUCGGGCGUCCUGCAGCAGAGCUACGUGCUGGCGUCCGAGAUGAUGCACUUCAUCCACCAGAUGCAGUACUACAUCACCUUCGAGGUGCUGGAGUGCUCGUGGGACCGCCUGCUCACCCAGGUACGAGCGGCACCUGACCUGGACCAUGUGAUCGCGGCCCACCAGGAGUUCCUCUCCUCCUGCGUCUCUCGCUGUCUCCUCGACGCAGACUCACGGCUGAUGCUGGCCCAGCUCAGGGCGAUCUUCGACCAGAUUGUGCAGUUCCAGGCGGCGCAGGAGGGCAUGCAGCGCACCGCCCUGCAGGAGCUGCAGCUGCGCCUGCAGCACCAGGAGGAGGUCGCGGGGCGCCAGCGCUCGGGCGAGUGGGGCACCACGGAGGCGCGAGAGCGUCACGAGGAGCUGAGAAUCUCCGAGUUCCGUUCCCAUUUUGUGUCCAAGACUCGCUCGCAACUCCGUGUGCUCACGCAGUCCUACCAGGACAUCGUGCAGCAGUUCCUGGUGAUGUUGACGCGCAGCGCCGACGAGAGUCUCCGCUUCCUCUCGUUCCGCCUCGACUUCAACGAGCACUACCGGGCGCGCAACCCUCACCUGCGCCUCUCCCUGGGCAGCGCACGCAGCCAGCGCCGGGCGCCACCGCACUGAGAGAGACGGGGAGAGAGACGGGGGGAGACGGGGAGAGGGGGAGAGAGAGAGGGA